Messenger RNA from Ilex paraguariensis (yerba mate), 465 nucleotides. The record is from the annotation of a GenBank genome assembly. NCBI's taxonomy places the organism in Eukaryota, Viridiplantae, Streptophyta, Magnoliopsida, Aquifoliales, Aquifoliaceae.
AUGGAGAAGAGCCGGUCAUUUCCUCAGUACUCGUCCUCUUACUCCGGCGAGUUCGAGUUCCGAGACGGAUCAAACUCCUACAGCUUCAACGGUCCGAGCAAUAAGGCAGGUGAAGGGUUUGCAACAUCUAGUGAUCCAGAGCUCAAGAGGAAGAAGAGAAUCGCAGCAUAUAACAUGUUUACUACGGAGGGUAAGCUGAAAUCAACUGUGAGGGAGAGUUUCAAGUGGAUGAAGAGCAAGUUGAGCGAUAUACGUUGAUGGUGCUUCUUUUGGCAUUGGGUAAUGGAGGUAGGUUCUUUAUGUUCUUCGUAGCAUUUGGAUGGGCUUCACUUCUUGGGGACAGCUUCUGGGGAGGUGAUUCAAGCAGGAAGGGUAAAGGAGGUGAACUCUCUUCUCGGAUUGGCUUCGUGCUAGAGGAUGUACUAGUUGUACUGCUUCUUGGCUCUUGGCUUUUGGCAAUCGGCU